UCUUCUUUUGUUUUUCAGGUUUAGUUUACAAAAGUAGCGCUAUAAAAUGCCAAGAGAGGAGGGUCCGCACUCGUCUGCCUCGCAAGCUCCGUCGCCGCCGUAUCGAAUCGAGAGGGGAGAAGAGUUCGUGUUCGUGAUUCCCGAGGAUAGAUUAUUCAUAAGAUGGCAUCCACAGCAAUUACAACACUGUCUGGUGGAUUAGUUAGUGUUCAGGCUAGCUUGCAAUCAAGAUCUAAAACUCUUGGCUUGAAUUUGAGUUGCUCAAAGUCUGUCAGUGCUAUCAGAGGUCUGAAGGUUGCAUCAAAUGUUCAAAUUGAUUCAUCCUUUUUGGGCAAGGCUAGCAAUUCAUCUCUCUGGGCAUCAGUUGUUUCCAAACCCGAAGAAAAGCAGGUUUUCUCAAGUCAACUGCAGCCGCAAGCGUCUUUCAAGGUGGCUGUCCUUGGGGCUGCUGGUGGGAUUGGCCAACCUCUAGGACUUUUGAUUAAGAUGUCUCCUUUGGUCUCGGCACUGCAUCUCUAUGAUAUUGCAAAUGUUAAAGGAGUUGCUGCUGAUCUCAGCCAUUGCAAUACUCCCUCUCAAGUUUUGGAUUUCACUGGGCCUUCAGAAUUGGCUAAUUGUCUGAAAGGUGCAGAUGUGGUGGUGAUCCCUGCUGGAGUUCCGAGGAAGCCAGGCAUGACUCGUGAUGACUUAUUCAAUAUCAAUGCUGGGAUUGUGAAGACACUGGUUGAGGCUGUUGCAGACAAUUGCCCUGAUGCUUUCAUCCACAUUAUUAGCAACCCAGUGAACUCAACAAUUCCAAUAGCUGCUGAGCUGCUCAAGCAAAAGGGUGUCUACAAUCCUAAGAAGCUUUUUGGUGUCACUACCCUUGAUGUUGUUAGAGCCAACACUUUUAUUGCUCAAAAGAAGGAACUAAAGCUUAUCGAUGUGGAUGUGCCAGUCAUUGGAGGCCAUGCUGGCAUUACCAUCUUACCGUUGCUAUCAAAGACGAGGCCAAUGGUGACAUUCAGCAAUGAAGAAGUCAAAGAACUGACUGUCAGAAUACAGAAUGCUGGGACAGAGGUUGUUGAGGCAAAAGCUGGCGCUGGAUCUGCAACCUUAUCAAUGGCCUAUGCUGCUGCACGAUUUGUAGAAUCUUCCCUUCGAGCGCUUGACGGAGAUAGGGAUGUCUAUGAGUGCAGUUUUGUUCAGUCUGAGCUAACUGAGCUGCCUUUCUUUGCUUCAAGAGUUAAGCUCGGCCAGAAAGGUAUAGAAGCCUUUGUAUCAGCUGAUCUUGAGGGCCUGAGCGAGUACGAGUCCAAGGCACUUGAAGCACUGAAACCUGAGUUGAAAGCUAGCAUUGAGAAAGGCGUGGCAUUUGUUCACAAGACAGCAGCCACUGCUGCAUCUACUUGAAUCAGUUUGCCAUAUGGAAACCGAAUAAAAGGGAUGCUCAAGUUCCAGCUCCGAACAAUGUAAGAAACAGAACAUUUUGCGAAGUGUUUUUUUGACUGAUGUAAGAGGCUAUUAAUGUGUUUUUUUGGUGAAUUGUAUCGGCAGAGAGAGUCGAACAACAAUCCAUUGCUUGAAUUACUACAAUUGCAAAGGCAUUCUCUAGCAUCCACAGAUUCUCCUUCUACAUUUUCGCGUUCAACUAUUUAAAGGACCAUCUUUAGUGUUUGAGAGCUUAUUUUAGUUUUCAUUGUUGCAAAGCAUUGGAGAGCUGAAAAUGAUAAAUAAUAAUAAACCACUAUGUUCUAUUGUUCUGUUAUCUAAAAAACAGGAAAAUUAUAAAUUCUGACAUUGUUUA
Molecule: messenger RNA, 1786 nt
Organism: Zingiber officinale
Lineage: Eukaryota; Viridiplantae; Streptophyta; Magnoliopsida; Zingiberales; Zingiberaceae
Product: malate dehydrogenase, chloroplastic-like
Exons: 2
Coding region: 163-1392 (409 amino acids)
Biological process (GO): tricarboxylic acid cycle; malate metabolic process
Cellular component (GO): mitochondrion; cytoplasm
Molecular function (GO): L-malate dehydrogenase (NAD+) activity
Source: RefSeq, a predicted model, not a curated record